AUGAGUUGGAGUCUCCAGGGGGCCCGGCAGGCUAGAAAUAUGUUAGCAGGAAGCGGGAGGGCUGCGGGGAGCAGCCGAGCUAAGGGAGACAGAGAGGCGGGAUGUGGUAGGGGCUCAGAGCGGGUGGCCCCGGUCCAGUCAUUUGGGGGGCUCUUCAACCUUCGAGCCAGUGACAUCCCCUAUAACCCCUUCUUCUAUUCCUACACACUGCUCACAGACUCUUCUAUCAGGUUGUUUGCAAACAAGAGUCGCUUUAGCUCUGAAACCUUGAGCUAUCUGAACUCCAGUUGCACAGGCCCCAUGUGUGUGCAAAUCGAGGAUUACAGUCAAGUUCGUGACAGCAUCCAGGCCUACGCAUUGGGAGAUGUGAGGAUCUGGAUCGGGACCAGCUAUACCAUGUAUGGGAUCUAUGAAGUGAUACCCAAGGAGAAACUCGUGACAGAUACCUACUCCCCAGUGAUGAUGACCAAGGCAGUGAAGAACAGCAAGGAGCAGGCCCUCCUCAAGGCCAGCCACGUGCGGGACGCUGUGGCUGUGAUCCGGUACUUGGUCUGGCUGGAGAAGAACGUGCCCAAAGGCACAGUGGACGAGUUCUCGGGGGCAGAGCUCGUGGACAAAUUCCGAGGAGAAGAACAGUUCUCCUCUGGACCCAGUUUUGAAACCAUCUCUGCUAGUGGUCUGAAUGCUGCCCUGGCCCACUACAGCCCGACCAAGGAGCUGAACUGCAAGCUGUCCUCAGAUGAGAUGUACCUGCUGGACUCUGGGGGGCAGUACUGGGACGGGACCACAGACAUCACCAGAACAGUCCACUGGGGCACCCCGUCUGCCUUCCAGAAGGAGGCGUACACCCGUGUGCUGAUAGGAAAUAUUGACUUGUCCAGGCUCAUCUUUCCUGCUGCUACAUCAGGGCGAAUGGUGGAGGCCUUUGCCCGCAGAGCCUUGUGGGAUGCUGGGCUCAAUUAUGGUCAUGGGACAGGCCACGGCAUUGGCAACUUCCUGUGUGUGCAUGAGUGGCCAGUGGGAUUCCAGUCCAACAACAUCGCCAUGGCCAAGGGCAUGUUCACUUCCAUUGAACCUGGUUACUAUAAGGAUGGAGAAUUUGGGAUCCGUCUCGAAGACGUGGCUCUCGUGGUAGAAGCAAAGACCAAGUACCCAGGGAGCUACCUGACCUUUGAAGUGGUAUCAUUUGUGCCCUAUGACCGGAACCUCAUCGAUGUCAGCCUGCUAUCUCCCGAGCAUCUCCAGUACCUGAAUCGCUACUACCAGACCAUCCGGGAGAAGGUGGGUCCAGAGCUGCAGAGGCGCCAGCUGCUGGAGGAGUUCAAGUGGCUUCAACAGCACACAGAGCCCCUGGCCGCCAGGGCCCCAGACACCGCCUCCUGGGCCUCUGUGUUAGUGGUCUCCACUCUUGCCAUCCUCAGCUGGAGUGUCUAGAGGCUCCAGACUACCUGGUAACCUUCCAUCUAGAUGGGGGGCUCCCUUGCUUAGAUGCCCUCACCCUGCACCGAACAUACCCCAAGGGUCCCUGCUGGCCCAUCACCUGGAAACCUUUGCAUUCAUCCUCCUUCUCCAAGACCAGGCCCCAGGAACACAGGGCUUCUUGGCCCCAGACGACACCUCCCUGCACCCCAGGGUUGUAUACUGCACCCUGGGCUCCUAACCCCAGGCCCCGAGAUAGGACAGCCAGCUAGUCUCUUCUCUCCUGUGAUCUCAGUAGGCCUAACCUAUAACCUAACACAGAUUGCUACAGCUGCUCCCCUCCCGCCAAACAAAACCCCAAGAGAGCAAUGCCCCUACCACCCCAGGGUGCCAUGGUCCCAGGAGAGUCCAAACCUAUCACCACCUGUUGGGUAUAGCCAGAACUUUUCCCACCCAGUCAGGGCAUGAAACAGCAACCCCCGACAUGUGAACCCAUCAUUCCUAAACCCUGGGUGGGCUCUAUGCCAAGUAACGGCAGAGGGAGUUAAGCCACAGGAAUUUGGCUGUGGAGUAGGAGGGAAUGCGGUGAGGCACUCUGGAAUAUGACCCUACCAGAGGUUGGAAAACAAACUUGGGCAGCUGGAGCACGUCACUAUUCUAGACUUCCCUGGCAUUCAAGGAGCCCUUUGAAUUUUCCAAAGUGCAGCCACAGCUACAAUGCUGUUAAAUCCUCCCACAUUCUUGGAUGCCCCUUCACCUUGUGUGGACAGUAUCUGGUUUCUCCAUUUUACAGACAGGAAAACUGAGCUUCAGACAGGGGAUGGGUUUUGCCCAAGGACACAUACAUUUGGUUGAGAGCUGAUGGGGCCGGAUGAACCAGCACUCCAGCUCUUUCACCCUUCAGCGUCAUGCAGAGUCCCUGAGCCCACCUCCCAGCCCUCUCCUCAUUCUCUGAACCCACUGUGGUGAGAAGAAUUUGCUCCGGCCAAAUUGGCCGUUAGCCACCUGGGUCCACAUCCUGCCAAGAUGUUUAAAACAGUCUAACAAAGACACUUGCCUCUGG
Messenger RNA from Chlorocebus sabaeus (green monkey), 2482 nucleotides. NCBI's taxonomy places the organism in Eukaryota, Metazoa, Chordata, Mammalia, Primates, Cercopithecidae. The record is from RefSeq and is a predicted model, not a curated record.